Limanda limanda (common dab) is the source of this 1123-nucleotide messenger RNA. Its product is annotated as somatostatin receptor type 2-like. NCBI's taxonomy places the organism in Eukaryota, Metazoa, Chordata, Actinopteri, Pleuronectiformes, Pleuronectidae. Gene Ontology annotation, molecular function: neuropeptide binding; somatostatin receptor activity. Gene Ontology annotation, biological process: cellular response to glucocorticoid stimulus; neuropeptide signaling pathway; cellular response to estradiol stimulus. The record is from RefSeq and is a predicted model, not a curated record. The transcript has a single exon. Gene Ontology annotation, cellular component: neuron projection; membrane. Bases 1 to 1113 code for a protein of 370 amino acids.
AUGGACUCCUUCAUCUUUGCGUCGUCCCCCCCCAACCUGUCGGACCACCUCAUGUACGACAGCUUCCUGCCGGGGAACGACUCUGAGCCCCACGGGAACUACUCGGACCCCAGCUUCAACCAGAUCAGCACGGUGAUCAUCACCUGCAUGUACUUCCUGGUCUGCACCGUGGGGCUCUGCGGGAACGCCCUGGUCAUCUACGUCAUCCUGCGCUACGCCAAGAUGAAGACGGUCACCAACAUCUACAUCCUCAACCUGGCGGUGGCCGACGUGCUCUUCAUGCUGGGCCUGCCCUUCAUCGCCAUCCAGCUGGCGCUCGUCCACUGGCCCUUCGGCCCCGUGCUCUGCCGGGUGGUGAUGACCCUGGACUCCCUGAACCAGUUCACCUCCAUCUUCUGCCUGAUGGUGAUGAGCAUCGACCGCUACCUGGCGGUGGUGCAUCCCAUCAGGUCCACCAAGUGGCGCAAACCUCGCAUGGCCAAGACCAUCAACCUGACGGUGUGGGGGGUGUCGCUGAUCGUCAACAUCCCCAUCGUCAUCUACAGCGGCGUCAUCACCAAGCACAACGGCUGCUUCUGCACCAUCGUGUGGCCCGAGCCCCAGGAGGCCUACUACACCGCCUUCAUGUUCUACACCUUCAUCCUGGGCUUCUUCCUGCCGCUCAUGGUCAUCUGCCUGUGCUACCUCUUCAUCAUCAUCAAGGUGAAGUCGUCCGGGAUCCGCGUGAGCUCCUCCAAGAGGAAGCGCUCGGAGCGGAAGGUGACCCGCAUGGUGUCCAUCGUGGUGGCGGUGUUCGUCUUCUGCUGGCUGCCGUUCUACAUCUUCAACGUCACCUCGGUAACGGGCACCAUCAGCACCACGCCUAUCCUGCGGAGCACGUUCGCCUUCGUGGUGGUGCUGGGCUACGCCAACAGCUGCGCCAACCCCAUCCUCUACGCGUUCCUCUCGGAGAACUUCAAGAAGAGUUUCCAGAACGUGCUGUGUCUGAAGAAGGUGGGGGGGCUGGACGAGGUGGAGCGCAGCGACAGCCGCCAGGACAAGUCUCGGAUGAUGAACGACCCGACGGAGACGCAGAGCACGCUGCUGAACGGAGACCUGCAGACCAGCAUCUGAGAGGGAGGAG